AUGGUCACCUUUGAAAGCUUCGUGGUCCAAGGGCAUCAACGGGGAUUCGCCUUGCCCGAACAAUUUGGGCAUCCUUUCACGGUCCUAUCGCGUGGCAGAAGCUUCUCCCUCGUAAGCCCAAAGCUGAGGAGUGCACUGCAAAGAGCGGGCUUGAGGAAGGAGCUUCUCGACUGGGAUAGAUGCGCAGGUCAAUCGGCAUCCGGUGAUGCAAGCAAUAUCUCCUGGCAAGGAGCGCGAGAGACGGGGAGCUCCUGCUUCUGGACGAGCUGUGAUCAAAUUUCCCUCGGCCCGACAGAGUGCCACCACUGGAGAUGCAUCUGCCGACAAAAUUAUUACUACAACAAGGAAGCCGACAAGUGCACGCCUGUCCCCGAUCACAUCGAGGAGCACGACACCGGCGGCAAGUGCCAGUUUUUUGGUUGUGCAGCUACCCGUGGUUUGACUCAAUGCGUUGCUGGCAAAUGCCUUUGCAUCGCGGGAUACACUGCCGAAAACGGCAAAUGCAAGCCGAAGGAAGGCUACAGUGAGCUGCCCGGUGGCGAUGUGUGUGGCAGGCCGAAUAUGGGUGACCUGUGUUGGAAGGCCGUGGACUGGGCGAUGCAUGACAACAUUUAUGCGAAUCCUGGGCAGUAUCCUGGUCUUCAUGCAGGAGCUUCCAGUUUCCAGGAGUUCCAGGCGUUUGUGCACAACGUCGACAAGGUCACCUGCCCCAAGCCAUGUGCUGUGAACUACGAGCACUUCGAUACGCCAAAGAUUCUCGAUCCCGCAUAUCAACAGAUGAAAGGUGUGUCGUAUGGACCUGCACCCGUGAAGAAGGCCGGGUCACCCAUCAAUGGUGAUGACUACAUGGCGGACAUCACGGGUGCUAUGUGGGCUGAUUGGGGCCGUGGCGACCUUGAGCUGAUCAAGGAGUUGGGAGGAAAUACCAUUCGAAUGUACGGCAACGAUGCCAACACGAGCCACCGCGCCUUCCUGGACCUUGCCUAUGAGAAGGGGAUUGAUGUGAUUGCAGGCAUGAGCGACUUCGGUUUCACACAGGGCCCGGACAAUUGUUUGAUCAACGACUGGUAUUGUUUCGACGAAGCAUAUUUCUAUUACCACAAGAACUUACUGAUGGGCUUCGCCAUCGACUCCUUCAAACGCUACCACCCUGCCCUGAAAGCCUUGAUCUUGGCGAAUGAGCCGGACUUGAAGGUGCAUCCGCGAAGCCUCACCUGCAGAGCAAUGGCGUCGGUUUUUGAUGCCAUCCUGGAAGCCGAGAAGGACGUGGGCGUAUCUGGCAACCCCAUCGCGUUGACCAUCACAUGGUCUUUCGCUCUCUUCCCGGAUGCGGAGGUUCACCCAAAUGCUCCCGCCCUUGGCCAAAUGGAAGAGUUCUGGCAGUGCUUGCAGAGGGGCACCGAAAAGGAGCCCAUCAACUACACGCCCCGGAAUGACUUGGUCGCGGCUUUCCGCAAGCGAUUUGUCCACAGCUUCAACACUGCCAACAGAGCAAGGGAGGUGGCCAACCUGAUGCUGAACAAAUAUUCGCAGAGCAGCUUUUGGACUCCGACCUUGAAGGUCCCCGUCUUCAUCGGCGAGUAUCACAGCGUCCAUGGUGGCAUGGAGGAUGACCUGACAGAAGCCGUGGAGUUGUCCAAGUCCCCGAGAUAUCCUUACUUUAUGGGCUACUCCUUCUUCGAGUUCACGCGCAGUUAUUGGAAAGGUGGUCCAGAGAUGGAUUUUGGUAUGUUCGGCUAUGGCGACUGUCCUUUAAUGGACAUGAACUACACUGGCAACACAUACACCAUUUGGAACCUGAUCCCACUCAAGGAUCGGCGUGGUUUUCCGCUACCAGUCGCACUGCGCAAAGCUUUUGCUGGGGACAGCACUCUUCCCAAGGUGCUCGCACACCCUGGCAUCGAGUGCAAAGCCUCCACCGCGGGCUUGCCUUAG
Messenger RNA from Symbiodinium natans, 1935 nucleotides. The record is from the annotation of a GenBank genome assembly. Lineage: Eukaryota; Dinophyceae; Suessiales; Symbiodiniaceae.